Messenger RNA from Schistosoma curassoni, 1257 nucleotides. The record is from the annotation of a GenBank genome assembly. Lineage: Eukaryota; Metazoa; Platyhelminthes; Trematoda; Strigeidida; Schistosomatidae.
CGGUAUUCCUUCAUAGCUAAUCUGAAACGAGGAGAGCAGCUGGCCCAGAUGGAUUAACGCCAGAGGUUUUUAAGGAUGGUAGUCCAGUUUUAGCGAUUAGGUUGAUCAAUAUCUUAGCCAAAAUCGGGGAACUAAAUGUAAUUCCAUCUGACUGAUCUCAAUCACCGACUGUCGCAUUAUAUAAGGAGUCAAAAUCAUCCCAUGAUAGCCAUAGAGACCAGUUUGACUAAUAUAGCAUCUAAAAUACUAGCCUCAAUAAUUAUCGGACGCCUAACUAAGACUCGUGAACUGCAAACAUGAGAAAAUCAGGCUGACUUCAGACCUGGUCGUGGUUGCAUCAACCACAUAUCCACCAUUCGUCAGAUUCUGGAACACAGGCAUGCUUAUCGGCGUCCGACGAUGAUGGUUUUUCUUGACUUAAAAGCAGUAUUUGACUCUGUAGAUCUUGGGGUUCUGUGGCAGUGUCUGUCAUUGAAAGACGUAUCUCAGAAGUACAUAAGCCUUGUAAGGACUCUUUACUCGAACACUGCCAGUCGAGUCAGAGCUUAUGGUGAACUGUCAUCUGAUUUUGCAACCGCAAGUGGUGUCCGUCAAGGCUGUCCACUACCUCCAUUUCUGUUUGAUUUCAUCAUAGACCUACUGAUGGAAAUAACGUUCGUGUCGACUGAAUUUUCAGAAACUGAUCUACCAGGAGGUCCACAUAUCGACUUAGAAUAUGCAGAUGAUAUAGUCCUGUUUGAUAAAGACGCUGAUAAAAUGCAGAAUGUUUUUUGGUAGCACUGAGCAACAAUGCCACGAUGCUUGAGAUGCGUUUCUCGCCCUCAAAAUGCAAGUUGUCGUUUCAAGACUGGCCUACGUCAACACCUAAACUAAGGAUAGGGAGUGAAAUAGUCGAACACGUUGACAACUUCACUUAUCUUGGAAGUUUGGUCAGCCCAAACGGGUUGGUGUCUGACGAAAUCUCAGCACGGAUUCAAAAACCUCGUUUGGUUUUCACCAACUUACGUCACCCGUGGCGAAGGCGAGAUAUCCGUUUAUCAAUUAAGGGACGAGUGUACUGCGCGGUAGUUCGUUCUGUUCUGCUUUACGUCUGCGAAACGUGGCCAUUAACAGUAGAAGAUACUUGUCACUAGUAUUUGACCACAGGUGUCUUAGAAUUAUUGCUGGCAUCUGUUGAGACCACUAGGUAAGUAAUGGUGAGGUUAGACUCAGGGUAUUAGGGAAUGAUGGUAAAUCAGUUUAUGAGGUUGUGAAUCU